Ostreobium quekettii is the source of this 2259-nucleotide messenger RNA. NCBI's taxonomy places the organism in Eukaryota, Viridiplantae, Chlorophyta, Ulvophyceae, Bryopsidales, Ostreobiaceae. The record is from the annotation of a GenBank genome assembly.
AUGAAUUCGACGACAGAAUUUCAAAGAAGAUACACGAUGGCCUGGAUCUGUAUGAUGCUCUUCCAGCAGGGGAAGUAUGAAGCAGCAGUGGGUAUUGUCUGGUGUUUGUCAACAAUGGUUAUCUCAGAUGGUGCUGUUCCUUUGAUUUGUGCACCAACUCCUUGGCAGGAGUUACCACUGAAGACAGAGAAAAAUCAAAGAAGUGUGGGUUUGAAAUUAGUUAACAUUGACCCAAUCGUUACAGCUCACGUGUGUGUCUCGAUGGCAAGGCUCAGGGUCAGAAUGUGCACAGAAGCAGGGAAGAUGAGUUUUGUGGGGUGGGCAUUGAGCAGUGGACUUCUGACCAAGCCACUCCCUGUCCUUGCCGCCGCUUCAGGAAUGAGGAAAAAGGUGCUGCAUGAUCCUUUCUUGAGUAAUUUGGCUUUGGUGCUUAGCCAUCGGGGAAAGUACGAGCAAGCAGAAAGGCUUCACAGAGAAAGGCAGGACAUGAUGAAGAAGGUGUUGGGUGAGGUCCACCCAGAUGAUGGCAGUUCUUUGAACAACUUGGCAUUGGUGCCGUCCAAGCAGGGGAAGUAUGAAGAAGCAGAGACGCUCCACAGGGUAGCGCUGGAAUUGCGGAGGAAGGUGUUGGGUGAGAUCCACCCAGAUGUUGCCAUUUCUCUCAACAAUUUGGCAUUGGUGCUGUCCAAGCAGGGGAAAUACAAAGAGGCAGAGAUGCUCCACAGGGGAGAGCUGGAAUUGCGGAGGAAGGUGUUGGGCAAGGUCCACCCAGACAUUGCCACUUCUCUCAACAGUUUGGCGUUGGUACUGUGCAAGCAGGAGGGGUACAAGGCAGAGAAGCUUCACAGGGACGGGCUGAAAAUGAGGAGGAUGGUGUUCUGGGAGGUUUUCUGUGGGGCGGGGGGGUCAGCACAUUUUAACCUUGGAUUAGCACUUGAGGGAAAGAAAGAAUACAAACCAUUGAAUCCUUAUGACAGAUAUGCCCUAGAAAUGACAAAAACAGUGCUUGGCGAGGGCCACCAAAGCAUUGCUGCUGCUGGGGAUAAUUUAGAACUGGCAGCGCAGCAGCCUCACAGGCGAGUGGGGAUGACACUGCUUUAUGCUCAUCCAAUCAUUGCCACUUAUUUGUCUGAUUUUGCAACGAGGCAGAUGAGCAGGAAGUAUGAGGAAACAGGGAAGGUCAGGAGAGAAGGACUGGAAGUGAGCAACGAAAUUCUGAACAAGGGUGGCACCUUGGAUCCUCCAGCGGGUUCUGUGCGAAUCGAGGCACUGCCAGAUAUUGAUGGGCAAAAUCUGUUGAGAACUAGGGACAGCCAUGCUGCUGAGGGCCAUGACAUUCCAGAUGAGGGCGAACAGUGUGGCUUUCCUAAUAGGGAAAAGAAGCCACCUCGCUCCAGAAUGGCACUUGGCCAAAAUGCUUUAAACAUUUGCGCAUCGCGGGGAAGCUUCUCCUCCUCACUCUCCAUGGCAGCUUGCGUUGUCUUCGCCAUCACCUUCGCGACAGCUGCCGCUGCAUACAGCGAUGUGAAUUCCCCCAUGCAGGGCAAUGUCACAUGGAGUGCAGCGCCGCGAGGCCGAUUUCCAUAUCUUGUUAGCGUACGGGACGGCUUCAAGGGACACAGUUGUGAUGGAGUGUUGACUCAUCCGCAUUACGUAAUGAUCGACGCUCAUUGCGCGGAGGUGGUCGGCCCAAAUCCAGUUAUGUUCUUUUACAGCACAGUGACUGAGGAAGGGGCGGCGAAGAUCAAGGAGGUCAGGGCGGAAGGGGUCCUUUUUCAUCCGAACAUAACGGAAGUGGCUUUGUUCCUACUCUUGGAGCCCGUCGGUGGCAAUGUGGCUGUGGCCCAAGCGGCGCCGCCAUUCCCAAACGCCGUUCUGGUGACUGCCGCUGAGGGAAGCGAUGUUUUCGUCACUCCCUGGGACUGCGGGGAUGAUGUCAGAGGGAGCGAGUGCAUGCGAAUCUUGGCAAAAGUGCCAAACUGCAGUGAAGGCCCAAAAUUCAGGCAGUACAGUUUGGUGGUGCUGGACCCACCUCCCUCUGCAGCCGGCUUUAAGAGUCGGGAUACAAAUUUGGAUCUCAUGGUCGGCAUGGUGUCAUCCUGGGAUGGUGAUGUAACAUUCGUGGAUUUGAACAGAAGCGACAUCCGGAGAUGGCUGGAGGAUGUCAAAGCCCAGAUGGAGCCCAUGCAAAGAAAGAGACGUGAUCACAUAUUGGCCCUGGUGAUUUCUUCUGUCUCCCUGGGCUACUCGGUAUGUUAA